AUGGAGGUGUGCACACAUAAGAUGUUUGCUUCUUCGUUUCUCGUUUCUGUCAGCAUCUAUAUCCUGCUUCUACAGACAUCCAUAGUGAAAGAUGCUAUACAACAAGAUAGAACAAAUGUACACGAUGCUGAAUGCGCUGCACUAAUAUUUGGAGAGCGAAUGAAGGAGCGGUUAGUUGACCUUGAAGAAAAACUUAGAAUAUUGAAAAGUUGUCUAGUUGAAAGCCAUAAGUCAAAUUAUCAACUGAAAAUCAGUAAAGUCUUUCUUAUGAAAAUAAACUUCAGAGAUUAUAAAAUAAUGGGAAUCAUUGAGUCGAAUUAUGGUGAGUACCUGUUUCAUUUGCUUAGUUCUAAAAAAAGAUUAAAUCACUUUGUAUCAUAUGAAUGUUUGGCAAUCAAGAUUCAUUCCUUGGGUGGAUUAGCAUUCUCGUUUUCCUUAUUUAUCAGGAGACCUAUUCAACCGAACGAGGAACAUGUCACAAUGUACAAGAAACUUCAUCGUAUAUAUCGCGCACAUGGAUCAAAUCAAUAUCGUCAUGAACAGUGUUACUACCACUUCCCUUCGAAACACAGAAUGGAUGUUGAGAAACUGAGUGAAUUGAUCAGAGAAAUGUAUGCAGCGAAGUCGCAGUUUGUGAGAGAUUCGCUGAUACAGAAAGCAUAUGAAAGAAUGGCAUUCUAUUUGCAAGGGAGUUCAGGAAAACUACAUUUCGUGUCAGACUCGAAUCCAUUCCAGUUUUAA
Messenger RNA from Heterobilharzia americana, 741 nucleotides. NCBI's taxonomy places the organism in Eukaryota, Metazoa, Platyhelminthes, Trematoda, Strigeidida, Schistosomatidae. The record is from the annotation of a GenBank genome assembly.